AUGGAGACUCGUUCUAAAAGUAAACGUAUAGGGCCGCUGCCCGGGGGCGAUCGCCGGGGCACACCUGGAGCUGACGCUGGGUGUCACAGCAUGCGAACCGUCAGCGGUGAGGAGUUGAACAGGCGGGCUCCCACCGACAAAGAUACUACAGCCGACAACAGUGACGAUGGUGACAGACCUACAGACCACACAACAACUGACACUAACACAGAACUACCAACAACACAACAACUUGAGAAUUUCUGGUCUAGCAUUUGGGAAGAACAAAUACAACACAAUGAUAAUGCCAGGUGGAUAGCAGAUGAAGAAACCAAAUGGAGUGCCAUAGAGGAAAUGGCAUUUGAAGAAAUUUCUGAAUCUGAUAUUACACUGAACCCUUUAUCUACUCUACUCCACAACUGCCACGCCGGAUAUAAUCUUAAACACACCACAACAGAUGAAACCACUAUUUCUCAUCUCAUAUACAUGGAUGAUAUAAAAUUAUACACCAAAACAGAAAAAGAAAUGAGAAAACUAAUAGACACUACAACAGAAUUUAGUACAGAUAUCAACAUGCAAUUUGGUUUCGACAAAUGCAAGACACUCCACAUAAUUAGAGGCAAAGUUAAACCUGGAGACUACACAAUCAACACAACAGACACAACCAACACAACAGAAACAAUUAACACAACAGACACAACCGAUACAACAGACAGAACUAACACAACAGACACCAUCACGGCCAUGGAACCUACAGAUUUAUACAAAUAUUUAGGAUACAAGCAGCUUAAAGGACUGGACCAUACAGCUAUAAAACACACAUUGACCACAGAAUAUAAACGGAGAGUCACUGCAGUAUGUAAAACACAACUUACUGGAAAGCACCUUAUCAAAGCACUUAACACCUAUGCGAUCCCCAUACUCACCUACUCAUUUGGAGUUAUCAAAUGGUCCAAAACAGACAUACUGCAAUUAGAACGAACAACACGCACCACACUUACCAAACACAACAACCUACACCCUAAAUCUGCAAUAGAAAGACUCACCAUCAAACGCCAAAAUGGAGGGAGAGGCCUUAUAGACAUUCACCAUCUUUGGCAAAAACAAAUCAGUAGGCUCAAAGCAUUCUUCAUCACCAAAUCUAACACUAGCGAUAUUCAUAAAGCAGUAUCUCUAAACGACCACAACUACACACCACUCAACCUACACGAACAAACUGACACACAACAUAACAACACUACUGACCCACAAACACAAAAAAUAGAGGACUGGAAGAAGAAAGUUCUGCACGGAAGGCACCCACACGACCUGGAACAACCACACAUUGACACAAUAGCCUCAAAUAAAUUUCUCAAAAUCGGCAGCCUAUUCCCAGAAACCGAAGGCUUUAUCAUUGCGAUACAAGACCAAAUCAUCAACACCAAAAACUACAGGAAAUACAUUAUAAAAGACCCUACAGCAACCAACGACAAAUGCCGCAAAUGCCACACACAACCAGAAACCAUACAACACAUCACAGGGGCAUGCACAACACUCACACAGACAGACUACACUCACAGACACAACCAGGUCGCAAACAUUAUUCACCAAAAACUAGCACUCAAACACAAACUCAUACAAGACACAAACACACCAUACUACAAAUAUACACCACAAACCAUUCUGGAAAACACCACACACAAACUCUACUACGACCGCGCUAUUCUCACCGACAGGACAAUACACUACAACCGACCAGACAUAACACUUCAGGACAAAAUCAACAAAAUCACUUACCUCAUAGACAUAGCAGUACCUAACACACAUAAUUUGCAAAAAACAAUAGGCGAGAAAAUAAGUAAAUAUGCAGACCUUAAAGACGAAGUCACCAGAAUUUGGCGACAAGACAAAGUGUAUGUAAUACCUAUAGUCCUCUCCACCACGGGUGUCAUACCGAAUCACCUUCACCAUAGCCUCAAAUUAAUUGAUCUGAAAGACUCCACCUACAUUCUUCUCCAGAAAGCCGCAAUUCUCAACACCUGUCGUAUCGUCAGAAAGUUCAUGCAGUUGGAUGAACAUGGCAUAACACCUACACACACACAGUAA
Helicoverpa armigera (cotton bollworm) is the source of this 2064-nucleotide messenger RNA. RefSeq lists its product as uncharacterized. The transcript has 3 exons. The record is from RefSeq and is a predicted model, not a curated record. Lineage: Eukaryota; Metazoa; Arthropoda; Insecta; Lepidoptera; Noctuidae. Bases 1 to 2064 code for a protein of 687 amino acids.